AUAAAGUCUACAUCAGAAAAAAUAUAACUUGGUGACCACAAAAAAAUGCACAUUCUAGAUUCAGCUGUCUGUCACACCUCACUUUACUAUACUAAAAAAAUUAAAUGAAAAACUCAUCCAAUGAAGUGAAGAAAGAGAAAAUGAGAUGCAUAGAUAUUAGUUAGCUUUCACCCUAAUAUAAAUACCCACUUCCACACUCCACAAAAACCAAUAUCUUUUUCAAAUAUUUUGCAUAUUUCAACUACCAAAACUAAAUUAUCAAAUCAUUUUUUUUAAUUUUCUUUUUUUGGCGAUGGGGCAUAGUCUACUGGAGGCGUUGAACGUGCGAGUGGUGGGCUCCGGCGAGAAGAUCCUCGUCCUCGCCCACGGCUUCGGCACCGAUCAAUCGGCGUGGCAGCGCAUUAUCCCUUUCUUCCGCCACGAUCACAGGAUAGUUCUCUUCGAUCUCGUCUGCGCCGGCACCGUCAACCCCGAUUACUUCGACUUCCGCCGCUACACCUCCCUCGACGCCUACGUCGACGACCUCCUCUGCAUCCUCGAUGCCCUCCGCAUCGACCGCUGCACCUACGUCGGCCACUCCGUCUCCGCCACCAUCGGAAUCCUCGCCUCCAUCAAACGCCCCCAGCUCUUCAACAAGCUCGUCCUCGUCGGCUUCUCCCCUAGAUUUCUAAACGAUCACAAUUACCACGGGGGAUUCGAGCAGGGGGAGAUCGAGCAGGUGUUCUCGGCGAUGGAGGCGAACUACGAGGCUUGGGUGAACGGAUUCGCGCCGCUGGCGGUGGGGGCGGACGUGCCGGAGGCGGUGAGGGAGUUCAGCCGGACGCUGUUCAACAUGAGGCCGGACAUAACUCUGUUCGUGUCGAGAACCGUGUUCAACAGCGACCUCCGCGGCGUGCUAGGGCUGGUGAGGGUGCCGUGCUCCAUAAUCCAGACGGCGAAGGACGUGUCGGUGCCGGCGUCGGUAGCGUCGUACGUGAAGAAUCACCUCGGAGGUCGGAGCACGGUGCACAUGCUCAACAUCGAAGGGCACCUGCCCCACCUGUCCGCCCCCAAUCUGCUCGCGCAGGAGCUCCGGCGAGCGCUGCCUAGAUAAUACGGGUGGCGUGAAAAUCCGGAGGAAUAAAUGAGGGACAGUUGGCGAAUAAUUGUGGACUCUAAAUUAAGGGGAUGUUUUCUUUUGGAUAAGGAUUUAGAAUACCCAUGUGAUUGUCACGUGAUUGGAUAGUGGUUGCUUGUUUUCUUUUUCUUUUUCUUUUUCCUUUUCCUUUUCCUUCGCUUCUUAAUGUUUUCUUUUACUCUCUUUUUUAUGUGUUUGUGAGCUUAAGGGCAUGAAUAACCUCGUCCUCA
Molecule: messenger RNA, 1347 nt
Organism: Salvia splendens (bonfire salvia)
Lineage: Eukaryota; Viridiplantae; Streptophyta; Magnoliopsida; Lamiales; Lamiaceae
Product: probable strigolactone esterase DAD2
Exons: 2
Coding region: 293-1093 (266 amino acids)
Source: RefSeq, a predicted model, not a curated record